CACAGUUAGAAGCUUUGAUAAUGAGAAAGCAGAAGUUUUAGCAGAAACUUUCUGAGGGGUCAGUGAAUAAUUUCCUGAUGACUGGCCCGAAGGCGUAUCUCAUCUACUCCAGCAGCGUGGCGGCUGGGGCCCAGAGCGGCAUUGAGGAGUGCAAGUUCCAGUUCGCAUGGGACCGCUGGAACUGCCCUGAGAGAGCGCUGCAGCUCUCCAGCCACGGCGGGCUGCGCAGUGCAAACCGAGAGACAGCCUUUGUCCAUGCCAUCAGCUCGGCAGGCGUCAUGUACACGCUGACAAGGAACUGCAGCCUUGGGGACUUCGACAAUUGUGGCUGUGAUGACUCCCGCAACGGACAGCUCGGGGGACAAGGCUGGCUGUGGGGCGGCUGCAGCGACAAUGUGGGCUUUGGAGAAGCCAUUUCCAAGCAGUUUGUGGAUGCCUUGGAGACGGGACAGGAUGCCAGAGCGGCCAUGAACCUGCACAACAAUGAAGCUGGCCGGAAGGCGGUGAAGGGGACCAUGAAGCGGACCUGCAAGUGCCACGGCGUGUCGGGCAGCUGCACCACCCAGACUUGCUGGCUGCAGCUGCCCGAGUUCCGGGAGGUGGGCACGUAUCUGAAGGAGAAGUACCACAAAGCCCUGAAAGUGGAUCUGUUGCAAGGGGCGGGCAACAGUGCGGCCAGCCGGGGGGCCAUCGCUGAGACCUUCAGCUCCAUCUCCAAGAAGGAGCUGGUCCACUUGGAAGACUCCCCCGACUACUGCCUGGAGAACAAGACCCUGGGGCUGCUGGGGACCGAGGGCCGGGAGUGCCUCAAGCGGGGCAAGGCCCUCAGUCGGUGGGAGAAGCGGAGCUGCUGGCGGCUGUGCGGGGACUGUGGGCUGGCCGUGGAGGAGAGGCGGGCCGAGAUGGUGUCCAGCUGCAACUGCAAGUUCCACUGGUGCUGCGCCGUGCGGUGCGAGCAGUGCCGCAAGAGGGUCACCAAGUACUUCUGCGUCCGCAAGGAGAAGCGGGAACGGAGUGGGGGCGGCAGGGCCACUCGCAAGCUCAAGAGGAAACUCUAAUGCCAUCCUGGUGCCCUGUCUCCUGCCCCCCAGCAGCAUUCUCUCCUGGCUCUGUUCUGUUCCCCCGCACAGCCCCAAGAAGGCGUCGGCUCUUGGGCACUGUCCAGCUGGUGCUUGAAACGGUGCCUCUGGUGACUAUGGCAGGCCACGGGCUGCUG
Molecule: messenger RNA, 1216 nt
Organism: Gopherus evgoodei (Goodes thornscrub tortoise)
Lineage: Eukaryota; Metazoa; Chordata; Testudines; Testudinidae
Gene: WNT8B
Product: Wnt family member 8B
Exons: 6
Coding region: 78-1058 (326 amino acids)
Biological process (GO): canonical Wnt signaling pathway; neuron differentiation; multicellular organism development
Cellular component (GO): extracellular region
Molecular function (GO): cytokine activity; frizzled binding
Source: RefSeq, a predicted model, not a curated record